Molecule: messenger RNA, 2333 nt
Organism: Coregonus clupeaformis (lake whitefish)
Lineage: Eukaryota; Metazoa; Chordata; Actinopteri; Salmoniformes; Salmonidae
Product: eukaryotic translation initiation factor 5A-1
Exons: 6
Coding region: 253-720 (155 amino acids)
Biological process (GO): positive regulation of translational termination; positive regulation of translational elongation
Molecular function (GO): ribosome binding; RNA binding; translation elongation factor activity
Source: RefSeq, a predicted model, not a curated record
CACCCCCCAACGAGAACGAUUUCGACCGAGCCGCAGGACAAAAUAGGGAGGAUAGUGGAAGCGACGGGAAUGAGAGAAGAAGAGUGCUGAUUUAGGAGAUAAGGUACGACAGACAGAGGCAUCGCGGCGGUAGACACCAACCAGACAACCGUAGAAGAAGAGAGAAAAAGGAAGACAUAAAAAGGGGGACGGUUUGACAGUUGUGUAAAGCGAACAGAGUAACAAAAUUGUGGAAACGUUAGUUCACCGGGUAUGGCAGACGCAGACGUUGACUUCCAGACAGGUGAUGCUGGGGCAUCCGCCACCUUCCCCCAGCAGUGCUCGGCCCUGCGCAAGAACGGCUUCGUGGUGCUGAAGGGACGACCCUGCAAAAUCGUGGAGAUGUCCACGUCCAAGACCGGCAAACACGGCCACGCUAAGGUCCACAUGGUUGGUAUUGACAUCUUCAACGGAAAGAAGUAUGAGGAUAUCUGUCCCUCCACCCACAACAUGGACGUACCCAACAUCAAGAGACUAGACUACCAGUUGAUUGGGAUCACGGAUGGUUACCUGUCUCUGCUCCAGGACAGCGGUGAAGUGAGAGAGGACCUGAAGAUGCCAGAGGGAGACAUGGGCAAAGAGAUCGAAACCAAGUACGACGCUGGAGAGGAGAUUCUGAUCACUGUUCUGUCUGCGAUGAAUGAGGAGGCUGCAGUUGCCAUCAAGGCCAUGGCUAAAUAAGACACUGCAGGGGUUAACAAGAUGCACUGGACCUGGAAAAGGGACGGAAUAAGGCCACGUCAAUGCUAUUCUCCUACUUUCUAUUUCUUUUUUUUCGUGAUCUCUAUCCCUCCCUCUGUACUUUCUCGCCCUUCUCUGGGUUAAAUUAGGAACUCAAUUCAAUUAAUAAUUGGAAAUGGCAAACGGUCGAAACAUUCUCCCCACACACACACACAGCAUACAGGUCAGCACCUGUACAGAUGAAACUGAGAGAGAAGGUAGAAUGGAGAAAGAUGUGUUUUCUCACAAACAAAUUGGCGCCUGCGAAGGCAGGGCGUAAGUAGCUACUGUAACUAGUCAAGGGAGGGGUGAUGAAAAUGUCACGUCUGUUUUGUAAAUUCUCCCGAUUCAUCAAGGGCUUCUUCAACUCUAGAUUUAUGAGUGAUGCUGUUCUGUUUAGGAGCUCAUUCAGCGGGAGCACUGUGCUCGGUAUGUUACAAUAGAAAUAUAACAUACAUAAUUGAAAAUGGUGCCAGUUCUAUAACAUGGAGAUUGUGUCAGCUCUAUACGUUACAUUUCUAUCUGAUUUUCCAAGCGAUACGCCCUUCUGAAUGAGACUCCAGUCUUGUUCAAUAUUUUGUGUAACAUAUAUCACUUAAAUCUGUCUGUUAAAAAAAGUGUCAUGAUUUACAUGCCAGGAUCAGGGCCCAGAUUAACAAAACUUUAAGACAUUUCUUCUUAACUACCAUUUUUUCCUUAACUAUAGACUUAUGAUGGAAGUUAAGCACAGUUGCUAUUCCUCAAAAAGGUUAUUGGAAAUGUUAAUGCGCUAUUUCUUAUGUUUCUCCUUAAGCAAAAAGUUAAGAAAUUAGAUUCUUGAAAAUAACGUUUUUGGAUUUGUUCCUAAUUCCAAGAUAGUUAAACCCUUGUCUUAAACUCAGGGCAGUGAGAGAAUAAGCUCAUGAAAGCAAUUGAACAUGUUUCAUUCACACAAACUUCAUCUGAAAGUUUCAGUAUUGAUUAUUUUAAACCCAAGAACAUGUUUUAGAACAGUAAUCUCAGUAGGAAAUAUGCUAACAUGAUUGCCAUUGCUAGCUAGAUAGCUAAAUUGGUUGCCUAGCAACAAACAUUUGUAGGAAAAUCAUUAAAUCUUAAGAUAUUGUUGAGGAAUUGCUCUUACUCUUAAGUUUUUGCGUAAGAAGUGUUUUGUGAAUCUGGGCCCAGUUCUUUCGGAGUAGGAGUUGAACAAGUGUCACACAGUAGCAUUUAGAAGAAACUAAACUCGCACGCCAAUUCCAGUGUUUCAGUUCAGUCUUUCAGAUAUCUGAUCGAGACCGCGCAUAAGACUAAGUCCUUUCUUUGCGCAAAUCGGCCCCUUAUCUUCCAUUACCCUCAACGCCUGGGCAAAGACCUUUCGACAGAGGCUGCCAACAGAGCAGGUAGCUAGCUUGUCGACACACUGGGUCACCUAUAGAGAGAAGCACCAAGUAUUUGACCCAUUAUUACUUUGUACAAACUCAUGAGAAAAAGUUAUGGCAUUUGGUUUUUGCUUGAUUGUAUUCACAAAGAAGUCCAAACUGUGCAGAAUGUCUCCCGCCCCCAAACAAAUUAAAGACGACACAAAUUGUUAGAAA